CACGUCAGCGGUAAUUCCGGGGAAACAGUGUGGUUCACCAGGUCUACACAAGAGCCCAGCAUCCAGUGUGUGUUAACUGAGCCAAGUACCAGAGACAGAGAGAAACAAAGAAACUCGCGAGUUACGAACCGCACAGACCCAGCGCUAGGCAAGGGGGUGGAGUCUCGCCUGUCAAUCAUGCCAGCUGUUGACGACCUUGCCAGCCGAUGACUAGAGUUAUCGCUCUACUUCUGACGCCGUCGACAUCGACUACAGUCGCUACAGUUGACAAAUCGUGAGAUCAGUGUUUGUCCAAAUAUCCUUAAGAGAAGAAAGGAGGAAACUCAAAGAUGUCUGCAGGAGAUACCAAAGAGAUCCGAGUCGUCCUCCUGGGCAAGACCGGUGCAGGCAAGAGCUCCCUUGGCAACACUCUUCUGGGUGAAGAUAAGUUUGAGAUCGGCCGAGGGCUGUCGUCUGGUACAGAAGUGUGUCAGAAUGCUAAUGCAGAACUGGACAACAUGUGUCUACAGGUAACAGACACACCUGGCUUGUGCGACACCCACAGACCGGAAGAGGAAGUGCUGCGAGAGGUUGCCAAGAGCGUCGCCAUUGCUGGGCCCGGCCCUCACGUAGUGCUCCUGGUGUUUCGCUGUGAUCGUCGCUUUACCGCGGAAGAAUACGAAGCUUUUUGCACGUUGAAAAACCUUUUUGGCCCAUCUGUCUGCAAUUAUUCGAUUGUCAUCUUUGUUGGGAUUGACCAGCUCACUUCUAAAACAGACGAAAGGCAGGCUGUUCUGAAGGAAAUGUUAAAAAGUGCACCACAGGCUUUGAAGGAAAUUUUGUCAGACUGUUCACACAGGUGCUUUGGUGUCGACAAUCGUGCUGAGGACAGGAAGAGUCAAGCUGAAGAACUCCGGGGCAUGAUAAAGAGUCUGGUAGAGGAGAAUAAAGGGGAGUUUUUCCAAAACAGUUUGUUCAAGGAAGUAAAUGAACACGUCGAAAGGUUGAUUGAACAACAGAUGAACACACGCAGCAUCACGCGAGACCAGGCAACUAGAGAAACGAGAUUCGCCAUUUUGCGUGACGAUCCUGCCGAGAAAAGUUUCUUAGAAAGUGUUGUGAAUAUAAUUCGUAAUGUUGUCAACAGUCCUCGCUUUAGAGAAUUAUGUUCUGUCAUGUAAAUAUUUCUACAUGUGCACUUUACUUUUGUCAUGGUCUAACCUGUGUGCCAGUGUGGAUUACUGGGUGGGUGCGAGUACACGCGUGCACUCACACAUACACACAUCGAUGUAGAUAUUGUAAGAAAGAAAGCUGCUACCGAGGGCUAAACUUAAUUAACUGUUCUUGAAGUAAUUUUGUGUCGCAACCAUAAAGUAAAUAUCUACCUGAAAACUAGUCAUAUGGAGUAUGUUGAUAAGACAGCCUCUGUUGUUCUAAAUGAAUCUAGAGCUAGACAAUAAAUAAACUUUUUCUCGUCAUUAAGAUAGUAACAAAUAAGGCAUCUUAUGUGACAAUGAUAAUUUGUGGGUAUAACUUAGUAAACAGCUAAUAAACUGUAAUACACCCCCACUUCAGUUCAUUGCCUGUCCUGCUUCACAAAUGGCACUGUUAAUAUUGACUAUUGAAUCAAUGUUGGUAGAAUGUUAUGGUCUUACUAAAGGUGAUCAUAUCGACUACCUGCACAUUAUUGUUAAUGCAAGAAAACUGCAAAAUAUUGUUAUAUCUACUUCAUCUGCCGAAAAGCACUGUGCAUCAAGAAAUAACAAAUAAAAAUUAAAAAAUUGGG
Messenger RNA from Pomacea canaliculata, 1765 nucleotides. RefSeq names its product GTPase IMAP family member 4-like. NCBI's taxonomy places the organism in Eukaryota, Metazoa, Mollusca, Gastropoda, Architaenioglossa, Ampullariidae. The coding region runs from base 330 to 1160 and encodes 276 amino acids. Gene Ontology annotation, molecular function: GTP binding. The transcript has 7 exons. The record is from RefSeq and is a predicted model, not a curated record.